Molecule: messenger RNA, 12869 nt
Organism: Solea senegalensis (Senegalese sole)
Lineage: Eukaryota; Metazoa; Chordata; Actinopteri; Pleuronectiformes; Soleidae
Product: serine/threonine-protein phosphatase 6 regulatory ankyrin repeat subunit C-like
Exons: 28
Coding region: 208-3453 (1081 amino acids)
Cellular component (GO): cytoplasm
Molecular function (GO): protein binding
Source: RefSeq, a predicted model, not a curated record
GCCACGCCUGUAGGCGGACCAGCACAGUCGUAGCCAGUAUCGUCAGACCAGACACUGGAUAAAGACAACAACAGUGACAGAUCAAGACCGCAUUUCUGUUUGCAACCAGCUAUGGGUGUAGUCUGAAAAGUGUACACAGUAGCGCACCGCAAUAUACCUCGCAGUUUUAUCCUCAUGAAGGAGCUCCGUCCUGGCUGAGUUUGGGAGAUGGGAGUACUCAACAUUGCAGACCAGCCUCCUCUGGUCCAGGCCAUCUUCAAACGUAAUGCUGAAGAACUUCAACUACUAUUGCACAAAAAGGAGGAUGUCAAUGCACUGGACCAAGAGCGCCGUACGCCACUUCAUGCUGCUGCCUGUGUGGGGGACGUCCAUAUAAUGGACCUCCUCAUUGAAUCAGGUGCCAGUGUCAACGCGAAAGACCACAUAUGGUUGAGCCCAUUGCACAGAGCAGCUGCUUCCAGGAAUGAAAGAGCAGUGGGUCUGCUGCUGCGGCGCGGAGCAGAGGCAAAUGCACGAGACAAGUUUUGGCAGACACCACUGCAUGUGGCUGCAGCCAACCGUGCCACACGCUGCGCAGAGACCCUGCUAACCCAGCUGAGCAACCUGAACAUGGCAGAUCGCACAGGCAGAACUGCUUUGCACCAUGCAGCUCAGAGUGGGUUUCAAGAGAUGGUGAAGUUGUUGCUGAACAAGGGGGCCAACCUCAGUGCCAUUGAUAAGAAAGAGAGACAGCCUAUCCAUUGUGCUGCUUACUUGGGGCAUGUAGAGAUUGUGAAGUUGCUAGUCUCUCGCAGUGCAGACAAGAGCUGCAAGGAUAAGCAGGGCUACACACCUCUCCAUGCUGCUGCUGCAAGUGGUCACAUCGAAAUUGUAAAGUAUCUACUGAGGAUGGGUGUGGAGAUCGAUGAGCCCAAUGGCUUUGGAAACACUGCGCUGCAUGUGGCUUGCUACAUGGGGCAGGAGGCUGUGGCUACAGAGCUGGUAAACCAUGGAGCUAAUGUUAACCAGCCCAACAAGUGUGGCUACACCCCACUGCACCUGGCUGCCGUCUCCACCAACGGUGCCCUCUGUCUGGAGUUGCUGGUCAACAAUGGGGCAGAUGUCAACCAGCAGAGCAAAGAAGGAAAGAGCCCCCUGCACAUGGCAGCCAUUCACGGACGCUUCACACGCUCUCAGAUCCUCAUCCAAAAUGGUGGGGAAAUUGAUUGUGUGGACAAGUAUGGCAAUACUCCUCUCCACGUUGCUGCUAAGUACGGCCAUGAACUGCUGAUCAGCACUCUAAUGACCAAUGGAGCAGACACGGCCAGACGUGGGAUCCAUGGAAUGUUCCCCUUGCACUUAGCUGUGCUGUACGGGUUUUCUGACUGUUGUCGCAAGUUACUCUCCUCAGGGCAGCUGUAUAGUAUAGUUUCAUCCAUGAGUAAGGAGCAUGUACUAUCAGCUGGGUUUGACAUAAACACCCCUGACAACUUUGGGAGGACCUGUCUACACGCUGCUGCCUCUGGAGGAAAUGUUGAAUGUCUGAACUUGCUCUUAAGUAGUGGUACCAACUUAAACAAGAGGGACAUAAUGGGAAGGACACCGUUGCACUAUGCGGCUGCUAAUGGGAGGUACCAGUGCACUGUGACCCUGGUGAGCGCUGGCGCUGAGGUCAACGAGCCUGACCAAACGGGCUGUACUCCCCUGCACUACUCUGCCGCAUCACAAGCCUUCAGCAGGUUGGAAAACAGGGUUGAUCGUCAUUUUUCUGGGAACCAUCAAAAUGAUGAGGAUGAGGCAAAGGAAUCGUACUUCUGUUUGGAGCAUCUUUUGGACAACGGUGCUGAUCCAUCGAUGGUCAACACAAAGGGUUACAGUGCUGUUCACUAUGCAGCUUACCAUGGCAACAAACAAAACCUGGAGCUGCUUCUGGAGAUGUCCUUUAAUGCACUGGGAGACAUAGAGAGCAGUAUUCCAGUCAGUCCACUGCAUCUUGCUGCUGAUAAAGGCCACUGGCAGGCGCUGCGUGUGCUGACUGAGACUGCAGCCUACGUGGAUGUGCAGGAUGCUGCAGGGCGUUCUGUGCUCUACUUGGCUGCUCAGAAAGGCUAUACCCGCUGCGUCGAGGUGUUGUUGGCGCAGGGUGCCUCCUGUCUCCUCAAUGACAACCGCCUCAUGUGGACUCCAAUUCAUGUUGCAGCUGUCAAUGGUCACUCAGACUGCCUGCGCAUGAUGAUAGAUUAUGGGGAGGAUGGGGAUCUCACCAAUGUCGCAGACAAAUAUGGCCAGACUUCUCUGAUGCUGGCUAUUCUGGGAGGUCAUACUGACUGUGUUCGCUUCCUUUUGGAGAAGGGUGCCUUGCCAGAUGCCCAGGACAAGAGGGGCAGAACAGCUUUGCACAGAGGGGCGAUGUUGGGCCACGAUGACUGUGUGACAGCUCUGCUGGAGCACAAAGCUUCUCCAUUGAGUCGGGACACCCAGGGUAGGACACCGCUGCACUAUGCUGCAUCCAGAGGCCACACAGAGAUCCUGGCCAGUCUGGUGCAGGCCACUGUGGCAACAGACCCACAAGAUAAACUGCUGGACAACAAACAAUACACCCCGCUACACUGGGCUGCUUACAAAGGGCAUGAAGACUGUUUGGAGGUUUUACUUGAAUUUAAAACAUUUGUCCAUGAAGAGGGAAACCCUUUUACCCCCCUGCACUGUGCUCUGAUGAAUGGCCAUAGCGGUGCUGCAGAGAGGCUGCUGGAGUCUGCUGGGGUCCAGAUGAUAAACACCAGAGAUGCCAAAGGAAGGACCCCACUGCAUGCUGCUGCAUUUGCUGAGGAUGUCACAGGUCUUCAGCUGGUGCUUCGCCAUGGGGCAGAGAUCAAUGCCGUAGACAACAGUGGACGCUCCGCUCUGAUGGUAGCCGCUGAUAAGGGACACAGUGGCACUGUGGCCAUCCUCCUUCACCGGGCCAAGGCUGACUUGACACUGCUGGAUGAGAACAGGAACACUGCCCUGCACUUGGCCUGCAGCAAGGCUCAUGAGAUGUGUGCUCUGCUGAUUCUGGGCGAGAUCCACAGUCCCACACUCAUAAAUGCCACCAACAGUGCUCUGCAAAUGCCCCUCCAUCUUGCAGCACGUAAUGGCCUGGCUACGGUGGUACAGGCACUGCUGAGUAGAGGAGCCACGGUGCUGGCUGUGGAUGAGGAAGGCCACACCCCAGCUCUGGCCUGUGCUCCCAACAAGGACGUGGCUGACUGCCUGGCUCUGAUCCUCUCUACCAUGAAGCCUUUCCCCCAGCGGGACCCUUCCUCCUGCUCCUGCUCCUCCCCCACUGUUUCCCCAUCCCCGGGUCUCAACUUGCUGAAGCACUGCGGCAUCACCGCCACCUGCGCCCCCCUGCCCAGCAACGGCCUCCACAACGGCUAUGUCAAAGACCGCCACGGUGCACCAGUUGGCCUGGAUGGGUGUCUGUCUGAGUGAGGUCCCAUAUGCCUCCUCAGUCAGCUGCUAUCGCCAUCACCACCACCAGGGGGCGACUCCCUUUAACAUGGCCCAGAGGACCAGGAGAGCACCCACCCACUUGUCUGUUCUCUGUGUAUGUAUGUGUUUGUGUGCGUGUGUGUGUGCGUGUGUGUGUGUGUGUGUGUGUGUGUUGGUCUUCUCUUGAGGUGCAGUCAAACCUAAUAUGCAAUUAGAUCCCAUUCCUCCAUCUCCUAGUAGUGCUUAAUAUGUAGAGGCCCAUUUCUCUACAAGGUCACUCAGAUGAAGUGUGGAAUCCAAAACAGACACGAGCAAAUGAACCAUCUCGAAACCAUUUAACCCUUUAAAAUUAUGUCGACAUAAUUAUAUAACCAACAUCUAAAAGCAUGGGAAUCUCUGUAUCCUCAACUGUCUUCAUAUCAUUCACUAUAAACGUCAUAUCAUGUUUGAUCAGUUUUGGUGACCUUGUAGAGGAAUAUAUAGCCUUCCCAAAUGAUUGAUCAAAGAGUUUUGUUUUUUUGGUGAUAUUCUUUACCUUUUUUCUUUAUUUGUUUUUAAUUGUCUGUUAGCUUAGAUUUUUAUGAAGGAACCACACAAGGGAAAAUCAAAAUUUUUGCUUAAGAGUGCAAUGCUUGUGUACUACAGUACUAUCCGAAAUUUGGAAAAGGGUCACAAAGAUGUUAAUUCCAUAGUGUACUUUAAAUGUACAACAUACAAUAGUUUGGCGUUUUAAGAUGAAUUUGGUAACGCUGCUGAAUACGUUAGCAUGUCUCCUUCCAAAGGAGAGCCAUGCUUGGGUCAGCAUUGUAACAUCAAUUUGUUCUUAAUGCUGACUUCAUGUUUUAAAGAUGCUAAAUAAGUGUUUGUUAAGCUAGAAUGUUUCUAAGCAUAUAAGUUAUGACCAAAGUUGAGCAACACUACUAUGGCUAUAAAUUAUUUAUUUGAGAUGAACUGUACUGUAUAGAGAAAGACAAUAGAUCUUGAUAUACCUCGUCAACUCGUUUAGCAGCUGCUUCAUCUUCACCCAGGGUCUGUAGGCCUAAUGUUCUCUUUUUGUUGGACUAGAGAACUACUGUAGGAUAGUGACUGACUGAGGCCUUGUUUAUUUCUAGAUGAAGGCUUUACUAGUAAUAUCUGCCAACAACACCUCAUCAAAGCAUCAUAUAUCUGAGCACAUAAAUGAACAAGCCAUUUCAAGUUGUUUCCCCAUCUCCAAGUGUUUUUUUUUUUUUAAUGAAAAGAUUUCAGAAUUCAAAUGGCCUAGUUAUUGAUAGAGAGCAGUCGGUUAUGGUUUUUAGGCACUAACGACAUUUUGGUCUCUGCUUUUCCGACGUUGAACUGGCCAUCAGCAUUGUUGUUUGUGGGGUUGCUGCAACUCCACCGUUAUGUUCUGUGGUGGCCAUUUAUUUAACAAGCUCUCCCUAGGAGUACUACUUGGAGCUGGUAAACUAGUUUUAAACAUCUAAUAGCUUAUAUCUCAGCUCUUCAGUUGUCAACUCUGAUCAAUUAUUAGAACUGAACGAUACAGAGUAGCUUUUUUUUAUUGGGCAAUUUUCAAGCAAUAUUUUUCAUUUGACCUUUUUGUUAACGUUAUUGAAUAGACAAUCACUGUCACAAGGGCUUUUGUUUCCCUGGAAUGUGUUUGAUUUUUUUUUCUGAUUUGUUUAUAUAAUUUCAUAAAAAAUGACUAAAGACUUAACGAAUGGCUCUGUGUGUGCUGGGCAUUUUACUGUCAGUGUCAACGCAAAUGCACUGGACUGCCUUUAUGGCAACUCAUGAAAUGCCUUUUGACCCAUGCCUUCCGUAAUACAUCAUUUCAGUUGGAUUGCAUAAUGAUAGAGUAUGACGAGCCCUGAGACUGAUUAUCUUUCCACCCAUUUCGAUAGUAACAACGUCGAACCACGGUUGUAUCUAGUGGACAGACAUUGUCGGCACAUCUUAAUAUGUAACGGCAUUGUUAAUGACCAGGGAGCUGAUUUCCCUUAUUGAAGCAAGUAGGGCUAAGAAGAAAAGGAGAGGGAUGUUUGCUUAGGCCAAUACCUGUUGUUUAGAUUUCAGGAAUAGCAGAAAUCCAAAUAUGUGCUUUUUUGGUGUUAAUUUUGUUGUCUCCUCAUCCCAUUUCUGGUACUAAGCAUACUAAAGAUGAUUGUAUCGGACCACUAGAGCUGUUUGUGACUUAUAAGAUGUUAUAUCUAUGCUAUUUUGUCUUUUUUUUUUUAAUGAUUAUUACACUGAGUAAGAUUGUUGUCAUUGGCGUGAGGACUUCAUAUCCAUUGAUAAUGAAGUGGCACAAUUGCACACAUUAGUUGACUGGAUGAGAGAUGAGGACCUAGACAAGGCUGUGUUGUCAAAUUCCCCUGCAGAAAUAGUCUUGGACGUUAUUGUAAAAGUUGUUAAGUAAGAUUUGUUGUUGACUUUUCAAUUGACUGAAAUGAAUCGGAGAUAAUUAGUGAUGUCCAGCCUUUGGUCUCUUGAUCAAUUUCUUAUUUAAAGGAGAACAGUGAUAUACUUGUUAAUAUUAGGGAUAGGUGCAUACUUUUUUUUUGUGAUCUCAGGAUCUGUGCUGAAGCUGCAGUCAGAAUUUACUAAUCCAAUCAGAUCUCAGCAGGAUAAAUAUGUCUACAUUUUUAAUGGGAUGUUCCACAAUUUAAUUGCUUUUUUUAAAACCCUAAUCCCACAGCACUUAAUUAGAUAGUCAAGCACGCACUUUAGUACAUUCAGGUUCUAAGUGUGCAAACGAUGUAAUGUAUGUACAUAUGUUUACAUGCAUGUAUGUUGCUGCUGAAUACAGGAAGGUAGGGUUGCAAAAGACGACCUAAGGCUGCAACUAAAUUGUACUAACAAUGCAUUAUUUGAAAUGAGUAAGUGUCUCCAAGCACUUAGGGACAGUGUCCACUGCCCACUGACUUUUUCGAGUUGUCCAUUUCUGGGCAAUGGGGCCCAACAAAGUGACAAGGUUGCAUUACCCAGCCUACUGUUAAUAAUACAGACCCUGGCCUAAGUCACUUAAAGUCAGUCCAGUGAUUCAACAGACACCUCAGGCAGGCUCCUCAAAAAUACUUUACAUACUCUCUCUGCCAUCCGUAGGUGCUUUCUCUUGUGAUGUCCUUAUCUGACCAGUAAACGGAGCCAUUGUCCCUUGCAACUAUACAGGUUGUAAGUAACUGAAUUCUUUUGUUGUAUUGCAGUAUUCUUAUACAUGCUUCUUAUUUUCUUUUCCUUUUUUUUUCUCUUUGUGUGUGUUACCAGUGAUAAUUGGGUGAUUGUGCAUGGAGCUAGAUCAUAAUUUUGAUUUAGUUGACGAUUAAACAAAUGGAGCAUAUAUAAUAUAUCUGGAGAUAGAAAGCAAUGAAAGGUCCAAUUGUAGCAAUAGCGCGUGUGUGUGUAAAAGUGUGCAGCACAAAUAUUGCACUGCCAUCCAUUUAGGCCAAUUCAGUAAAUCAUAGCAUAAAUGCCAAUGGAAGAUUUAAAUGCGGGUCAGAUGUUAUAAUGAUCUUUGGUCACAAAUAAGGCCUGUUUGCCAAAACAUGUGGACAGGGUGGAACUUCUAGUAAAACAGCAAUGGAUUUAUGCAUAUGUUCAAGCAGUUUACAGUCAAACCAUCAAAUCUGAGCCAUGAGUUUUCUGACUGAUAUGAAUGUAGUGUCAGUUUAGAGCAGGACAAUUUCCUUUCUCCCGACUUUAAACUGUUGCUCUUCAUUUGUCUUGCGUAGAUAUGAUUAUACUGGUAGCAUGUCAUAACCUACUUCUUGACAUAAUAUACAAUAUGUGUAGUAGUCUUCCUGCAUUGAUGGUCUGGAAAGGGUUUUUUGGCAUUCUUGUUAGAGUAUAGGCCUGUUGUUUUAUAUCACUUUGUCUUUACACAUUUUGUGUGUAGUGUAGCCCAAAAGGUGAAAGAGCUGAAAAGAAUUAAACAUUCAUGCUCAUCCAUUCCAUUGAGUCUGCCUUAGAGUACAAUAAAACAAGAGGGACAAAAAGAUCUGCAGUAGAUGGCAUCAUACAUACUCAUAAAUAGCCUAUAUUUGACAAAAAUGCACCUAAGCUACACCCAUUUAGUGCCAUAGAAACCUUUAUUUGCCUUUAGACAUAAAUCAUAUUUACUUGGUCCGUAACUUAUUCAAAAGAAGGCAGGAUUGUUACAAAUUUGUGUUUGGUGCUGCAUGUCUUUUCGCCAGUUAAAUUAUUCAAAGAAAAACAAUUUAAAAUUUUGCAUGGGAUAUUGUAAUUUAAUGCGAGUAUUCUGUUAAAAUUUAGUGUUAGAUUUUUAUUAUUGGGCUUUUUUGAAGAAUAUAGUUAGUUUGGUAUUGGCAAAGCAAUCCCUGGGUUGUGUGUUUAUUUAACAAGCUGGAUUAUCGUGUGUGUAUGUGUGUGUUACCAGGAAAAAAAAACAAGUUUUUGAUGUCCAAAAGAAAAAAAAAUAGCAUGGUAUAUACAGUUGAGAAUUGAUUUGCCUCAGUUGAUGUCUCGGUUCUUACUUGAAGUAAAUGGCAAAUUUCAAUUCAUUUCUGAUCCACUGUUGAGCCUUUUGCCUUAAAAGCUGAAAAUGGAAACGAUACCUGGCAGUACCUAAAAAGUUGCAUCACCUGUACAGUUAUGCUACUUGGUUGGAUCGCUGAAAAAAUAUAUUUUUUGGCUAAUUUUGGACUUUCAAGACAUUUGUGGGUGUCGAGAAGCACACAAAUCAAUUAAGGUAGCACAUAGCUCAAGGUUGCCAUGGUGCAGAGAUUGUUUUGAGAGGUUAGGAUUUUGCCAUAUUUGCCACUGUGAAAGAAUGAAUUCAGAAUUCACUUGUAAACAAUCAGCUUUGGCUUCUCUGUUAUCCAGAGCCAAAUGACACUGGGGAUAAUAGUGGUGUACCUCAAAAAAUAUUUAGAUGGAUAAAAGGAAAUUCUUAUGGAAAAAAAAAAAAAAUUGUGUACAGCUAUGCUAACAAAGAGUUAAACUUUGUGAUCCAUCUUGUCAUGGGUAGUGUAAUUUUGCUUAAACCAGCCUAAAUCGGAGAUGUAGUAUCUACGCAAAAGUGUUAGAUUAGUGUCGGCAGAUGUCUCAUGUUUCCUACCUGAUAAAGGGGCAGCCAAUGCACCUUGUUUAAUGUUUUUAUUGGACCUGCAUUUUUACCUCAUCAGUGAUCUUUUGUGUGAAUCCACUGACAUUGAUCCUCUGUGAUUUCUUGCAUUUCCUAACAGUGUAGAUUUCUCUCUUACUGUGUGUGUGUGCGCUUGUGUGAGAGGGAGAGUAACUUUUCAAGAUAUGCAUGUCCGACCUAAACAUGCACAAGUCCCUGUUUUCAUUUUAGCACAGAAAUGCGUUGUAACCCUGUUUGAACAUGUUUCUCUUCAUUAAAACCAACACAUAAGUCAUUUAAGGUGGAGGGUACAGGCUAAUUUAAGGUAGAAAAGGAAGGUAGCUGUAAACCUUUACCUCUGUAUGUCAAAACAAUACAAUUAUACUGUAUGACUAAUGCUAGUUUGACCACUUUCCCUGCCUGAACACUUGGUUAUUAAUUUUCCCACCACCAAUAGGAGCUGUGUAAUAAUGAGCACAGCGGUGGCAUGGUGCCUUUUAUUUGUUACUACCGAAAGGUACGGUCUUCCAUUUGUAUUUCUCAGAAGCCUUAUAAUGGGAAAAAGAAAUUACUCUGAAUAUACAUGACUACAGUGCAUAGACCCAUAUGCCCUCUUAGCAUGUCUAUCUCAACCCUAUCUAUAUGAUCGGAGUAACUUGUUCUGCAAUAGUCUGGAUUUCAUAACACAUCUCCUGUGACUGCCCUUUGGGUAGCAAAAUAAAUUGCACAGAAUGCAAUUUCAUGCUCAUCACACAUUGAAUGGAUGGAUCUCAAUUGUUUGAAAGCACAAAUCCAAAGAAGGCACAGGCGAGAGAAGGAGCCUUUAGACCAAAUUUAGGCAACAACAUGAGGGAAAAAUAUCCAACUCCUCUUUAAGAGCAGAAAACAAGGAGGAUUGAUUGUCGGUAACACUUUAACUGUAGAGAGAGACGAGUGUGCAUUUUCAGAGCUUCUUCUGAUUGUUCUCAUCUUUGUUCAUCGAUGAUCAGACAUUCACAAUAAGACCCACGUUGUGAAACAAUGCGGUACCUGCAUUCAAGAUCAAGUUUAGGCAAACUGUCGUGACUGUGUUGCAAACUGAUUGUGGAGAUUGUUUUGUAUUAUUUAGGGUAGACUGACUACAAGUAGGGUUGCAGUAGUAGCUGUGUGCAGUGUUAAUAACCGUGUGAUCAUACUAUAGAAGUGAUAUAACAUUUUGUUGUCUUACAACAUUAAGGCAUGAAUCAUCUCUAAUGCUGACCUCGUUUGAAAUAGACAAAAGAUGAAAGUGCAAUAACCUAGUGUUUUAUCAUUGCUUCCUUGGUUGAAAAAAAAAAAAAUUAAAUAUGCCCUUUCUGUUAACACCAAAAGUCACUUGUCUGUAGCAAAUGAAGGAUUUCAAGUGGUCCUCUUGUUUGUUAUCAGGGAGGUGGCAUUUGAUAGUGGAGUUGGUGAUAUUCUGUUCUUAAAACUGUGAUCAAUAUCUGAUUGCUGAAGCUGCCUGCUCAGAAAGAAUGGUGUACAAGUUUCCCGACAGAUUUGAGUAGGGGUGUGUGUGUGUGUGUGUUUUUUUUUUCUCUAAUAGAUGGACUUGACGGUGUUGUAGUUUGGACUUCUGGUUUUUAGCCAGUGGACAUGUUAAUUUGCAUGUGUAGAUGUGUAUAUGCAUCCUCUUCCUCCUUGAAUGAAAUGUUUUCUCUAAAAUAUUUAGACCUGCUGUCAGUGAUGUAUGCGGAUAAAAGGAAAUAUGAAAUGCCUUAUAUUUGUUUUCAAUGUUAAGCAUUAAGGGUUCUUUAUGUGUCCUUCCCUUUUCAGUGUGUAGCCUAAAGCUUGUACAGUUAAGAUACUCAUGAGAUUUAUAUCUACUGAAUAGCCUGUGUUUUCAGAAUUUGUUCUUUGGAGGUCCUGUGAUUGUGGUGUUAGAAAAACAUUCCCUUUGAAAGUGCCGUUUGUUUUCACCAGCAAAAGAUGUGGUUUUUUUGGGCGGGGAAUGUAUUUACACGAAGGAAAACAAAUGUUCAAAACACUUUGCAGUGUUUUAUUUUUGAACUGAAUGACGCAAAGUAUUUGUGCAGGUGAAAUAAGGCAGCAAUCUUCUGAUGGAGCACCUUAUGGACUUGCUCCUUCCUGUGAGCCCAUGAUGGAGGUAGUCUCACAUCAAGCUUGAUAACUCUAAAGCAGAGCCAUAUCACAGAAUUUUGCCCAUUAGGAGCCCCUUGAAUGUGCUAUUAGGAAUAGCCUCUACUGUAGACGGAUGGUUACUGCAUGUUCUGUGACAUUUUAGUAGUGGUAGUAUCUUUUUUUAAUGUUAUAUUUAGUCCGCUUCACUGUAGAUGUUGCUACCCACCUCAUUGCAGCCCACAAGCUAUUAACAAUCCUUUCACAACUGGACUUAAAGCAGGCAUUGAUCUGCUGCUGAGGCAGCCUUAAUACCUUGCAAAUUAAAAGAAGAAGAAAAAAAAGUUGAUAGUUGCCUGGUUUACUUUUGAGUGGCUUAUCUGGAGGAGGAGCCUCUGUUUUGAGUAGAGGGACUCUGAAUCAGGGCAUGUGAUGAGUAACAAUCAAAUAGUUUCACAAUGCACCUUCAAAAAAUAAUAAAUAAUGAAAAAAACAAAAAAAAAAUAAAACAAGUUGGCUCGUCCACCCAACAUUCCAAAGUUGAUUUCAUUUUCCACAGUCCUUUCCCACUGUUUGAGGAAACCUUUUUUUGCUUUGCUGGUGAAUGAAAAGGGCAUGUGUAUCAAUGACAGGGUUCCCUAUUUAGCCUAACGCUAAUUACCUCAUUUACAAAUCUGCAAAUAUACUACUCUACUGUGUCUAAAGGAGUCAAUGCCAUCACCAGCAGUGUGGUCUUUAGACCUGUGAUGACAGCAGGACCAAUGAAGUUACUCUGUUGAAAUUAGCCAAUCUAAAAACAUGACUGGUCUGGAAAAAUAGGGUAAAGUAAUAUUACAAUUUUGCAAGAUUUUCUUCAGUAAACGGCUGCUACUCCAGUCAGCAUCAGACUGUAGCUAAGAUUGGAUUUGAUUUGAUUUUUAUGGGUCAUCAUUUUGGUGAUAAAAAUACAUACAUUUCAAGUCAACGACGAAAAUCUGAAAUUACAGUUGUCGCUGUUUUUGAGACGUUGACUGUAGUAGCAGCUGGUGGCAGUAGCAUGGUUCAAGAUCUGGGGCUGGUUCACGCCUGGUGUAUCUCAUGAUUAUUUAAGUGAACGAUCAUGUUGGCAUCACUUGCUGUUUUUUCAGUAGCAUUUCUCCUACCUCCUUGUUUUUGCAGCCUUGAGUAUUUGUUUGUCUCUCCACCUGUUCUGAAAAAAUAAGUGUAUUGCAGUAGGGGAAUACAGAUUUAUCAUAAGCAAUGGUAGUAAUACUUUCAGAAAAAGUGUGCUUGGUUGUGUUGUGUGUGUGUAUAUAUGUCUACUUGACGUUGGAAAAAAAUAUUUAUGAGAAGCAUUUAUACGACAAAAUACCACUGGAAUGUGAAGCCAGAAAAUGUUAAGAUGCAUAAUAUGAUGAUAGUCUAUCCCCUUUAACAUUCAGUGGCGAAUGGUCAGAGGAAUCAUCUUAUAGAGAAAAAAAAUAACCAUGCAUUGGCUGUUUUUUUUUUUCUUCUUCUUAACACCGUGUAUUUCUUUGGUUUCCUCUUGUACGUAUGCUUCCCUGUCUUCAUACGUAUACACUAUGUCAGCCUUUACAGCUUCAUUCUGGGUCAGCCAUCGAUUGCCCUGAAGUUAUAAUGAUACCACAGGUACCACAAAUUUUCACGAGGAAGAUAAUAAGGUGGAUUUGUAAUUCUGAAUGAGGGCGAGUUUGAACCCCUCGACUGUAUGCCUUUGAAUCCAUCUGUCCGCUCCGAACCAAAUUCUGCUUCUUAGUUUUUCGUCUUCACGCUGCCCUGACAUUUUACAUCCAGUUUAACUACAAGGGGUACAGGACAAGGUGAAAGGUUUGAGGUUUUAUGCCCCCUCCCCCACCCCACACUCUCUCCUCUGCCCACUCAUGCUUUUUCCAUGACUCGAUCACCUGUACUCCCCAUCACCCACCUCACAUAAACCUCAAGCCAUUCAUUCUCAAGUUUUGUUGUUUUGUUUUUUCGACAAUGCAAUCCUGAAAGCACUUUGCCUUGUUAUUCCUUUGUGUGAACAUGUGAAUGAUAAUUUGUUACAAAAAUGUUAAAUAUGUAAAAGAUCAUUCACUGUUUUGGAAAAACCUGCAUCUGUCUUUCUGACGUUAAAAGAAAAAAAAAAAAGAAACAAUUUAGUGACAUUAAACCUGAAUCUAUUUUAUAAAAUGUUUGCUGCAGCCAAUUGGUCUUGUCAUUCAGUAUUGUGGCUUAGGGUUGUUUGUGUUCAAUAAAGUGCUAUUGCUAAAUA